AUGGCGCCCGUUAUGACCAUCGAAGACCUGUCGUUCGGGAGACUCGAGAAGUGCUCAGUGCUCCUGAAGUCGAGCUCACCCCCAAGCGCAGACACCGUCGUCUCCAUGCUCCGCUCCCUCACGCUCGACGACGACUACUUCCACCGCCGCGCCCUGCACAAGAUCUGCACCCAGCGCUCGCCCAUCGACGACUUCCUCCCCCAGGCAAGCGAGAUCGUGCCCGGGCUCUUCGUCUCUGACCUCUACACCGCGACCUCCCCCGCCGUGCUCCAGCGGCUCGGCAUCACGCACGUCGUCUCCGUCGUCCGCAAGCCGGCACACCGCUACCCGAAGGUGAUCAAGCACCUCUGCGUGCCGAUCGACGACCACCACGACUCCGCGCUGCUCGACUACCUCGACGGCACCGUCGACUGGAUGCGCGCCGCGCUCGCCGGGGGCGGCCGCGUGCUCGUGCACUGCGUGUGGGGCAUGAGCCGCAGCGCGAGCGUCGCGAUCGCGUACCUCAUCGCGGCGCACUGCAUGUCGCUCGCGGAGGCGCAUGCGCAUGCGCGUGCGGCAAGGCGCGUCGUGAGGCCGAACGCGGGGUUCGUCGAGCAGCUGAAGGCGUUCGAGCGCGUGACGCGCCUCCGGGAGGCGCAGCUGCACAAGUUUGUCGAGCGGAGGGCGUGGGCGGAGGCGAACGCCGAUGCGAACGCGAAGGGCACGGUCGACGCAGACGAGUUGACUCGCCGCAUGCAGAUGCUUGCUACGCAGUCAUGA
Messenger RNA from Trametes versicolor FP-101664 SS1, 759 nucleotides. Its product is annotated as phosphatases II. The transcript is spliced from 2 exons. Lineage: Eukaryota; Fungi; Basidiomycota; Agaricomycetes; Polyporales; Polyporaceae. The record is from RefSeq and is a predicted model, not a curated record. The coding region runs from base 1 to 759 and encodes 252 amino acids. Gene Ontology annotation, cellular component: cytoplasm. Gene Ontology annotation, molecular function: protein tyrosine/serine/threonine phosphatase activity. Gene Ontology annotation, biological process: protein dephosphorylation.